AUGGCGCCGAACGAAUCAUCGUUUGGUGGUGUGAUUCAGAACACAGUUCCAAUUAUAGCAAGUGAAAUGCUCAAAGAAGCAUUGGAAAUCCUGAACGACGUUCGAGGAGACGAUGUGUAUUCAGUGGAAGUCAUAUUUUCAAAUAUUUCACGGCAAGGAAUUGGGAGUAGUCCGCUUUUAGCGGACACGUACGAUACAACUCCGCCUCCUUGCCAGGAUUUCAAUAUUUCAUGGCAAGGAGUUGGGAGUAGUCCGCUUUUGGUGAAAUUGUACGAUGCAAUAUCGCCUCCUUGUCAUGAUUUAAAUAUUUCAUGGCAAGGAGUUGGGAGUAGUCCGCUUUUGGCGGACAGAUGCGAUACAAUUCCGCCUCCUUGCCAGGAUGUCGAUAUUUCGUCGCAAGAAAUUGAAGGGGGUCCGCUAUUGUCAAACAGGUACGAAGUUAUUACGCCUCCUUGCGUAGAUUCAGUGGGCGAAGGUUUGGGGUCGGAAGAACCACAACCAUUCUGUCUAGAGCAGGAAGUGGCUCCAGCAUCUUCGAACCAGUUAGUCGAGCCAACAUCUAAGAAGCAUAGAUGCGACUUCUGUGGCAAGUGCUUCAAAUAUUCCUGUCAUCUGAAGCAGCAUAUCAGAGUUAUUCAUUCUGGUGGGCAGUCAUUCAGGUGUAUUACCUGCGGGAAAAGGUUUUUGGAUGAUGAUACUCUGCAAAGACAUUUACAAAAACACUUGGGAGAUAAAGAUUUCAAAUGUCUCGAUUGUCCCAAACAGUACGCUCACAAGGUGGAUUUGAAGCGACAUAUCAUGAGCCAUACUGGUAAAAAACCUCAUAUUUGCGGGGUUUGUGGUAAGGGUUUCGGAAGACAAGACCACAUGGUAAAUCAUUCCCGAGUGCAUAAGAAAGAAGUACGGAAACCAUUGGGAUGA
This is a messenger RNA of Leptinotarsa decemlineata (Colorado potato beetle), 921 nucleotides long. Its product is annotated as zinc finger protein 449-like. Lineage: Eukaryota; Metazoa; Arthropoda; Insecta; Coleoptera; Chrysomelidae. The record is from RefSeq and is a predicted model, not a curated record.